Messenger RNA from Dovyalis caffra, 276 nucleotides. Lineage: Eukaryota; Viridiplantae; Streptophyta; Magnoliopsida; Malpighiales; Salicaceae. The record is from the annotation of a GenBank genome assembly.
AUGCCAGGGAAUCUGCUGAGCAAAGAAAAAGCAUACAAUUUACCACCCUUGUUACCCCCAGAAAGUAUAGAGCCACACCCAGGAAACCUCCCGGAAGGGCAAACAAAACCCUCAUUUUUGUUUUCUUUGAUCCAGAGACCAAAAUCAAUAAUUGAGAAGCUAAUUCAUCAAUGGGGUCUCUUUGAUUCAAGCUUCUGCAAAUGGGUAACGGUGUUUGUGUUUGGUUGUGGAUUGAGGUUUGUGUUGUUUUGUUCAUUUGAAGUGGAUGGUGAGUAA